ACGCCACAGAUACCUAAAUAAGUUUGGUGUGACGCCAGAGCCGGCUUUGGGCAUACAGGAGGAUGUUGGAUGCAGGGUCCCUACUGUGAAGAAGCUCCCCAUAGAAGCUUUGCUAAUAUCUAUCGGUCUAGUGGUCUAGUGAAGCGCCGAGUCACUUGUGAGCAUCGCCUUGGAGCUCCUGGGGAUUUCUCAUUAUUCCAGGAGAUUCCAGGCGCACGCCUCCCUCCCCACGUCCCUGGUGAACUAAUGAGCGAAGCUCUGCACAAGAGCACAGCGCUUGAAGGACGGCAGGAAGAUAUGACCUGGAACCAGCUCUAAGGUAGCUGCGUCAGCUUCCCCAGGAGCUCUCAGAGCAGCAUUGCUGGAACCAGCAGUAGAGCCAUUUCAACAAAUCACCUCUUUUAAUGCUCUUUGGCAGAGAUCAAAUCUACACGUUGUACAAUGGUAGAUGGAGUGAUGAUUCUUCCUGUGCUAAUGAUGAUGGCUUUCCCUUCCCCAAGUAUGGAAGAUGAGAAGCCCAAGGUGAACACCAAACUGUACAUGUGUGUGUGUGAAGGCCUCUCCUGUGGGAACGAGGACCACUGUGAAGGCCAGCAGUGCUUCUCCUCACUGAGCAUAAACGAUGGCUUCCACGUCUACCAGAAAGGCUGCUUCCAGGUCUAUGAGCAGGGGAAGAUGACCUGUAAGACCCCGCCAUCGCCUGGCCAGGCCGUGGAGUGCUGCCAGGGGGACUGGUGCAACAGGAACAUCACGGCCCAGCUGCCCACUAAAGGGAAAUCCUUUUCUGGAACACAGAAUUUUCACUUGGAGGUCGGCCUCAUCAUUCUGUCCGUAGUGUUCGCAGUAUGCCUUCUAGCUUGCCUACUGGGAGUUGCUCUCCGAAAAUUUAAAAGGCGCAACCAAGAACGCCUCAAUCCCAGAGAUGUGGAGUACGGCACCAUCGAAGGGCUCAUCACCACCAAUGUUGGAGACAGCACUUUAGCAGAUUUACUGGAUCACUCGUGUACGUCGGGAAGCGGCUCUGGCCUUCCUUUUCUGGUGCAGAGAACAGUGGCUCGUCAGAUCACACUGUUGGAGUGUGUCGGGAAAGGCAGGUAUGGUGAGGUGUGGAGGGGCAGCUGGCAAGGGGAGAAUGUUGCUGUGAAGAUCUUCUCCUCCCGGGAUGAGAAGUCGUGGUUCAGGGAAACAGAAUUGUACAACACUGUGAUGCUGAGGCAUGAAAAUAUUUUAGGUUUCAUUGCUUCAGACAUGACAUCAAGACACUCCAGUACCCAGUUGUGGUUGAUCACACAUUACCAUGAAAUGGGAUCAUUGUAUGACUAUCUCCAGCUUACUACUCUGGAUACGGUUAGCUGCCUGCGAAUAGUGCUGUCCAUUGCUAGUGGUCUCGCACAUUUGCACAUAGAGAUAUUUGGGACCCAAGGGAAACCAGCCAUUGCUCAUCGAGAUUUGAAAAGCAAAAACAUCCUGGUGAAGAAGAAUGGACAGUGUUGCAUAGCAGAUUUGGCUCCUGAGUCCGUUGUAAAAACUGAUGGCCAGAUAGUGCUCCUGGAGCACUGGGAUCCUCAAGUGGACCAUGAAUAUAAAACUGCAUUGCAUUUAGGCCCCAGCUAUGCCGAUGCUGCUGGAUCCGGGACUGUACUCUUGAGAUCUCGUGUUAAAGUGGAAUGCAGUAAAUCAGUUGCCCCAGGAUGCCGUCGGAUCCUGUCCGAGCAGAUGUCCGUGCCUUGUCCUGAUACUUUAGUGUCCAUGUGUGCAGGUAUUGUGGAAGAUUACAAGCCACCAUUCUAUGAUGUGGUUCCCAAUGACCCAAGUUUUGAAGAUAUGAGGAAGGUGGUCUGUGUGGAUCAACAGAGGCCAAACAUACCCAACAGAUGGUUCUCAGACCCGACAUUAACUUCUCUGGCCAAGCUGAUGAAAGAAUGCUGGUAUCAAAAUCCGUCUGCAAGACUCACAGCUCUGCGUAUCAAAAAGACUUUGACCAAAAUUGAUAAUUCCCUAGACAAAUUGAAAACUGACUGUUGACAUUUUCAUGGUGUCAAGAAGGAAGAUUUGACGUUGUCGUCAUUGUCCAGCUGGGACCUAAUGCUGGCCUGACUGGUUGUCAGACAGAAUCCAUCUGUCUCCCUCCCCAGAUGGCUGCUUCAACAAGGCAGACAUCUCACCCAGCCACGUGUUGGGGAGACACCAAAACCACCCUAACCUCGCUCAAUGACUGUGAACUGGGCAUUUCACAACUGUUCACACUGCAGAGACUGAUGUUGGACAGACACUGUUGCAAAGGUAGGGAACUGGAGGAACACAGAGAAAUCCUAAGAGAGAUCUGGGCAUUAAGACAGUGGCUUUGCAUAUCUUUCACAAGUCUCCUAGACACUCCCCACGGGAAAUUCAAGGAGGUGGUGAAUUUUUAAUCAGCAAUAUUGCCUGUGCUUCUCUUCUUUAUUGCACUAGGAAUUCUUUGCAUUCCUUACUUGCACUGUUACUCUUAAUUUUAAAGACCCAACUUGCCAAAACAUUGGCUGCAUACUCCAUUGGUCUGUCUUUGGAUAAUAGGAAUUCAAUUUGGCAAAACAAAAUGUAAUGUCAGACUUUGCUGCAUUUUACACAUGUGCUGAUGUUUACAAUGAUGCUGAACAUUAGGAAUUGUUUAUACACAACUUUGCAAAUUAUUUAUUACUUGUGCACAUAGCAGUUUUUACAAAACUGCUCUGUGCAUAUGUUAAAGCUUAUUUUUAUGUGGUCUUAUGAUUUUAUUACCGAAAUGUUUUUAACACUAUACUCUGAAAUGGACAUUUUCUUUUAUCCUCAGUUAAAUUCACAUUUUAAGUGCUUCACAUUUGUAUGUGUGUAGACUGUAACUUUUUUUCAGUUCAUAUGCAGAACGUAUUUAGCCAUUACCCAUGUGACACCACUGAAUAUAUUACUGAUUUAGAAGCAAAGAUUUCAGUAGAAUUUUAGUCCUGAACGCUGUGGGGAAAAUGCAUUUUCUUCGGAAUUAUCCAUUAUGUGCAUUUAAACUCUGCCAGAAAAAAAAAUAACUAUUUUGUUUUAAUCUACUUUUUGUAUUUAGUAGUUAUUUGUAUAAAUUAAAUAAAAUGUUUUCAAGUCAA
Myotis brandtii (Brandt's bat) is the source of this 3110-nucleotide messenger RNA. It is a transcript of the gene ACVR1, whose product is annotated as activin A receptor, type I. The transcript has 12 exons. The record is from RefSeq and is a predicted model, not a curated record. Gene Ontology annotation, biological process: protein phosphorylation; heart development; dorsal/ventral pattern formation. Bases 442 to 2025 code for a protein of 527 amino acids. Gene Ontology annotation, cellular component: plasma membrane; BMP receptor complex. NCBI's taxonomy places the organism in Eukaryota, Metazoa, Chordata, Mammalia, Chiroptera, Vespertilionidae. Gene Ontology annotation, molecular function: metal ion binding; SMAD binding; transforming growth factor beta receptor activity, type I.